Molecule: messenger RNA, 2570 nt
Organism: Drosophila pseudoobscura
Lineage: Eukaryota; Metazoa; Arthropoda; Insecta; Diptera; Drosophilidae
Product: protein no-on-transient A-like
Exons: 5
Coding region: 89-2188 (699 amino acids)
Biological process (GO): regulation of DNA-templated transcription
Cellular component (GO): nucleus
Molecular function (GO): RNA binding
Source: RefSeq, a predicted model, not a curated record
UAUCAAUAUAUUAACAUCCCUGACGCUGGGUUGUGUUGUUGUGCAAUUUUUUGAGAUUUAUUUUUCUCGUUUUUAAAAGUAUUUUAAGAUGGAAACGAUCAAUUUAGAUGGUCCCCAUAGCGUUAAGCCUUUGCCCCAACGACAGCAGAGAGGCAACCAACCGGCCAAUAAAGGCAAUAUUGGCAAGCACGGGGCUCCUAAACAAAAUGUUGGCCCCGAUGGCAGUCCAGCAGAAAAGAAGGCACGAUUCGGCUUGAACCAAAAUGGCCGCCCCGCCGGUGGCGUCGCUGCCGGUGGCCAGAAUCAGAACAAGAAUUUCGGAAAUAAGGAUGGAUUCGGCGGCAAUCGCAAUCGCCGCGGAGGAAACCAAAAUAGACAAAAUGUUCAGGGUCCGAAUAAUGCAAACCAAAAGUCUACUACUAAUGAAGCAGCGAAGCCGGAAGCCGGAAAUGUCGCUGAAAAUGUUAAUGAAUCUGUGGCUGCAACUCAGCAGCCAGCCCCCAAUGCAAACCAAGGUCCAGGGCAGGUUCAAGGACAAGGGCAAGGUGGUUUCCGCGGUGGUCCUCGCGGUGGCGGCCCCGGCGUCGGUGGCAAUAACCAAGCAGGUGGCGGCAACCAUCCAGGAGGUGGUAACAAUCAUCCAGGAGGAGGUAACAAUCAUCCAGGAGGUGGUAACAAUCAUCCAGGAGGAGGUAACAAUCAUCCAGGAGUUGGUGGCAAUUACCAGGGAGGCGGAGGUGUACGCGCCCAGCAACAGCAGCGUGAUCGCGGCAAUCGCGGUGGCGGCGGUCAACGGUCGGGAGGUGGUCAAGGGGGGCCCAACAUGAGCAUGAUGGGCGGUAUAGGUGGCGGUCCACGCGGUGGUGGAGGAGGCGGGGAUGAUUUCUUUAUUGCCCAACGUCUGCGGGCCAUUGCUGGGCCUACACUGGAGCUGCCACCCGUGGAGGUGCCCGAGGAGACCAAAUUCUCUGGCCGCAAUCGUCUGUAUGUGGGCAAUCUUACCGGCGACAUCACCGACAAUGAGUUGCGCGAAAUGUUCAAGCCCUAUGGGGAGAUUGGCGAAAUCUUCUCCAACAUUGAGAAGAACUUCACAUUUCUUAAGGUCGAUUACCAUGUGAAUGCUGAGAAAGCCAAGCGCGCCUUGGACGGUACCAUGCGCAAGGGUCGCCAGCUACGCGUCCGUUUCGCACCCAAUGCAACCAUCUUGCGCGUAAGGAACCUCACACCGUUCGUGUCCAACGAGUUGUUGUACAAAUCUUUCGAGAUAUUCGGCCCCAUCGAACGGGCCAGCAUAACCGUCGACGAUCGCGGCAAACAUACGGGCGAGGGUAUCGUUGAGUUCGCCAAGAAGUCCUCGGCCAACGCCUGUCUGCGUUUCUGCAAUGAGAAGUGCUUCUUUUUGACGGCCUCACUGCGCCCCUGCCUGGUGGAGCCCAUGGAGGUGAAUGACGACAACGAUGGGCUGCCCGAGAAGGCCCUCAACAAGAAGCUGCAGGAGUUCAAUCAGGAGCGCAGCGUCGGCCCGCGCUUUGCCGAUCUCAAUUCGUUUGAGCACGAGUACGGCUCCCGCUGGAAGCAGCUGCACGAUCUGUACAAGAGCAAGCAGGAUACCCUUAAGCGUGAGCUCAAAAUGGAAGAGGAAAAGCUGGAUGCUCAGAUGCAGUACGCUCGAUAUGAGCAAGAGACUGAGCUCCUGCGUCAAGAGCUGAGAAAGCGCGAAGUGGACAAUGAGCGCAAGAAGAUAGAGUGGGAAAUGCGCGAGAAGCAGGCCGAGGAAAUGCGCAAGCGCGACGAGGACACUAUGCGUCGCCAUCAAACCGAGAUGCAGACACGCAUGGCGCGCCAGGAGGAGGAUAUGCGCCGACGCCAGCAGGAGAACACAUUGUUCAUACAGGCACAGCAACUUAAUUCGCUGCUCGACCAGCAGGAGGGCUUCGUCGGCAAUGGCGGUGGCGGCAACAACUCCAGCUUCGACAACUUUGGAGGCAACAGCAAUUCGCCCUUUGAAGUUUUUAGAGGAAACAAUAACAACUCAACCAUGACUGGAAAUAACUCUGGCCCGGGCGGACCCAACAAACAGGACUCGUUCGCUUUUGAAUUUGGCGGUAACAAUAUGAACCAAGGCGGCAAUCAGCGUGGAAAUAAUGUUGGAGGAAAUAAUGCCCCAUGGGGACGACGUCGUUUUUAGGACAAAAACACUACUGGAUUAAUCAUAUAUACAAAAAGCUUAUGAUAUAGUUAAACACUUGACUUGUUCGCUCCUUUCGCGAGUGAAACAAAUAACACAUGAACUCUGUAUCUCUUUAAUGAACUAAAAUUUUAAAUAUGCUAUGAUUUAAAUAUUGUCACGAUUCCCAAACAAACAAAAAAUCCAAUACAUUAGCGAUAACCAAGAUAGGGAAGAAAUGCAUGCAACAAGAGAAACAGUAUUCCCAUCAAAUCUUAACCAUUAUGUACAUAUAUUUAAUCAUAGGAUAAUUUUAGAGAUAUAAAGUGAAUAUAUUCUGCAGUAUGUCUAGCUUUCUUUUUUGCGUGUCACUCGAUUAAAAUAUAUAAAGAUAUACAUGUAA